Dama dama (fallow deer) is the source of this 2253-nucleotide messenger RNA. Its product is annotated as ADP-ribosylation factor 2. Gene Ontology annotation, molecular function: GTPase activity; GTP binding. Gene Ontology annotation, cellular component: plasma membrane; cytoplasm. Lineage: Eukaryota; Metazoa; Chordata; Mammalia; Artiodactyla; Cervidae. Gene Ontology annotation, biological process: intracellular protein transport; vesicle-mediated transport. The record is from RefSeq and is a predicted model, not a curated record. The transcript is spliced from 5 exons. The coding region runs from base 128 to 673 and encodes 181 amino acids.
GGUGAUUGGUUGGCUACUGUUCCCGCCCCGAUCCUGUCGCCAUUUUACAGAGGGGAUCAGAAACCCUAAAGGGAGUGGUAUCGGUACCCGUGGCCGGUUGGGCGAUUGGUCACAGAAUUCAGUAACAAUGGGGAACGUUUUUGAAAAAUUGUUUAAAAGUCUCUUUGGGAAAAAGGAAAUGCGGAUUCUUAUGGUGGGUUUGGAUGCCGCUGGAAAGACCACCAUCUUGUACAAACUGAAGCUGGGAGAGAUCGUGACUACCAUCCCUACAAUAGGUUUCAACGUGGAGACGGUAGAAUAUAAAAACAUCAGCUUCACAGUCUGGGAUGUCGGCGGCCAGGACAAAAUCAGACCUCUGUGGCGACAUUAUUUCCAGAACACGCAAGGUCUGAUUUUCGUGGUUGACAGUAAUGACAGAGAGCGGGUCAAUGAAGCCCGAGAAGAAUUAACCAGAAUGUUAGCCGAAGACGAGCUCAGAGAUGCAGUCUUAUUGGUGUUUGUAAAUAAACAGGAUCUUCCCAACGCUAUGAACGCAGCGGAGAUAACAGACAAGCUUGGCUUACAUUCCCUCCGCCAGAGAAACUGGUACAUUCAGGCUACUUGUGCCACGAGCGGAGACGGGCUUUACGAAGGCCUGGACUGGCUCUCCAACCAGCUCAAAAACCAGAAGUGACGGAGGGUGCCGCGCUCCCCGUGCGUUGUGGCAAAGUCAGCUGGCCUCUUGUGUGUGCGUGUGUGUGUGUGAGGAGCCGAGUGUGGGUGUGUGGCUGGGCGUGGGAGCAGCUUUCUUACAUAGUGCCUUAUACACGCUCUAAAGAAACCAGUCUUACAUGUUAAGAACAACCAGUGUUACAUUUUCUACACUACCUUCCAUUUCAAUAGCUUUGAUGACCAGUUUUGCAGUCCAUGGGAGCCGGACUGGUCUUUGCGAUGGGAAAGUGGGGGGAGGGUGGGCUGUGGACUGCCGGCACUUGUGUGAUCUUGGCCCAGGCCUGGGGUCUCUGGGGAUCCUGUUAGACUCUAGCAUCCUUUUGUUAAAAAAAAAAAAAAAGGAAGGCUCAAAUUAAAAAGGCCCUUGCUUACCACAGAUGUAAAGUUCAGAUCUGAACUUAAGUUAUUUUCUAGCCCAGAGAUCCUGGUUUAAUGUACUUUACUGAGAGAAAUCAGUGAUCUUAUUCUAUGAGAAGAAAAAAAGACAACCCAUAACACUAGACCCCAAAACACUAGAAACUCAUUGAAUCCUUCCUUCCUUUGACUCUUAUUUGCCAAAUGGAGGCCCUUUGGGGUGGGCACCCAGUGCGUGGCAAGGCCCUUCACCGGGGCCACCCCGCCACGCACCAGGCUGGGUUAAGGAGGGGUGACACCUUCGUGUCCCUCAUCACCCCUGGAGGCUGCUGCUCCCACUCCCCUGCUCUGCGCCGAAUGUUCUCCGCCUGAAGCAGGAGCUUGGCUCCCCGGGUGGAAGCAGAACCAUGUACAGUAUGUUAGUCCAACUUGCGGUUUGGGUUAGCUGCUCUUCCCAGAACCACACACCCAGGAGUUCUGAGAGUUUGUGAGAGAAUCAAGGGGUUAAAUUUGGGCAACGAGAUGCCCAGCAGCCAAGUUGGUUGGUGCUAAAUUUUGCCAUGAAGGAUGUCUCGUCCAGGCCACUCUCCGUGGCACUGAGACUCCCUCUUCUGGUUGGCAAUCAUGACUUAACGUGGAAAUGUGCUCUAUGUUGUCCUCAAAAUAGAGGUAACAACGGCCUGGAAACGAGCUGGGUUCGCUCCAUAGUCUAGAGCUGUUUUUCAUCCAGACAGCUGUUGGCCAAAUGUGUACCUAAGCUCUUCCACUACUACCUUUUAAAAUUGCUUUUUCCAAAAAAAACAAAAACAAAAAAAAACUUCGUUUUAGAUUACAGAGGAGGAGAGUGUAAAAUGAAUUUUAACAAAAGUAAACCUUGUUGAUAAUCAUGAAGUUGCUAUGACUGGGAAGAAAUUUCAUGCUGUGAUCAAUGUGGAUUGUAACAUUUUUCCUUAAGACAUUGACUUAAAGAAUGUUCCUUGCAGUACUGGCAGCAAAGUCCAGAUUUGAUUUUUAAACCAUGCAGUUAAGUCCUGAGAAAUAUUUAGAUUGUGCGCCUCAAAUUGGCAGGGAGUGUGUCUUACACUUUUGUAUUUAUGCUUUCUGUGUGUGCCCGGUACCGUGCUGGGCCUCAUCAAACAGUUGUUGAUUGGUUGGACAAUAAAGACUUGCUUUGGAAGGAGGAGAGGA